Messenger RNA from Anneissia japonica, 1063 nucleotides. RefSeq names its product mitogen-activated protein kinase kinase kinase 20-like. The transcript is spliced from 2 exons. Bases 115 to 996 code for a protein of 293 amino acids. Gene Ontology annotation, biological process: protein phosphorylation. The record is from RefSeq and is a predicted model, not a curated record. Gene Ontology annotation, cellular component: cytoplasm. Gene Ontology annotation, molecular function: ATP binding; protein kinase activity. Lineage: Eukaryota; Metazoa; Echinodermata; Crinoidea; Comatulida; Comatulidae.
GUCGGAUCAACAAUUCAACAGGAUGUGUCAUACCUGAAACAGUAAAAGUACAACAGGAUAAUGGUCGGUCGACGGUAAGGGAGAAAAAAUUACGCCACAACUCCGACUGGAAAUAUGUGGAAUUUUCAUUGGCCGAGACCGUGGAGCGGCAGUUCGGAUUACUAUCAAUUGAACACUAAUAAUAAUAAUGAUGAAUUUGAGGACAUUGCAUCAAUUGGAAAAUUUGAAUGGAUGGAGUUAUGCGGUUCGGGAUCAUUUAGCAGCGUAUACAAAGCAACGUGGACGGAGCGCAACAUCACAGUUGCCGCCAAGAAAGUUCUAUCUCUGAGCCAAAAGGAACUGGACAUACUUAAAACAAUAAAAAAUCCAUGUAUUAUCAAUAUUUUAGGAGUAAUUUCUCAAUCACCAGAUUUUUACAUCAUUAUGGAAUAUGCAAACGGAGGAAAUUUGUUCAACUAUUUGAGAAAGUUAAAGGGUAGCAAAUUGCCAGAUGAUACGUUUUAUCAAUGGAGUGAACACGCGACGGAGGCUGUGCGGUAUUUGGGUUCUAUCAAUAUCGCGCAUCGUGACAUUAAGAGUCCCAAUUAUCUAAUAACGUCUGCUCGUGAUCUAAAAUUGUGUGAUUUUGGAACAGCAAAAGUUAGUAAUGAAGGCACUUCAGUGACGUCACACGAAAAGGGAAGUUCACCAUGGAUGGCCCCCGAAAUGAUUCGCGAUAAACUUGCGUCCAAGAAGUCCGAUGUGUACUCCCUCGGCAUUGUAAUCUGGGAGUUAUUAACGGGUGAAAUUCCAUACGGGCAAGCGGACAACCAGUACCAAAUCAUGUACUUAGUGGCAGAGAAGGGUGAGCGCCCUCUAAUUCCCGAAGAUUGCCCUCAGUUAUUAAGACGACUCAUACUGAGUUGUUGGCUGGAAGACCGAGAUAGUAGACCAACACCGCAACUUAUAUUAGAAAGGAUCCAAACCAAAUCUUUUGGACCGAUCAGAAAAUCAUAGUUACAGCGCAAUACACACUUCAGAAUAGGCCUAUCAUCAGGUCUUAAAAGUAAAUUACACAGACCUC